UGAAGAAAAUAUUAUUUUUCACGCUCUUUAUAUAAAUAUAUUCAACAACACUCUCAAGUCAUAACGAAACAUAAAAGAGUAAAGAUAAAAAUAAAUAAAAUGAAGUGUCCGUACUGUUCAUCGGCGCAAGGACGGUGCGCCACCACGAGCUCCGGCAUAUCGAUAACGGAAUGCACCUCCUGCGGCCGCGUAAUCGAAGAACGCCAAACGCAAAACCACCACCUCUUCCAUCUCCGCGCGCAAGACACUCCUCUCCCCCUCGUCACCGCCGAUCUCCAACCCCCCGCCGCGCAACCGUCCCAAGCCAACGAGGAAGAUCCGUUCGAGCCCACCGGAUUCAUCACGGCCUUCUCCACCUGGUCACUCGAACCGAACCCGAUCUUCGCUCGCUCAUCCCUCUCCUUCUCCGGCCACCUCGCGGAACUCGAACGAACCCUGGAGCUCGCUUCUUCCGGAUCGAAUUCGUCGUCGACGGUUGUGGUGGAUAACCUUAGGGCUUAUAUGCAGAUCGUCGACGUGGCGUCGAUUUUGGGAUUGGAUUGCGAUAUCUCUGAGCAUGCGUUCCAGUUGUUUAGGGAUUGCUGCUCGGCUACUUGCUUGAGGAACAGAAGCGUUGAGGCGUUGGCUACUGCUUGUCUUGUUCAAGCUAUUAGAGAAGCUCAAGAGCCUCGAACACUUCAGGAAAUCUCCAUUGCAGCCAAUGUACAGCAGAAGGAGAUUGGCAAGUACAUCAAGAUUUUAGGAGAAGCUCUACAACUAAGCCAACCCAUCAACAGCAACUCUAUAUCGGUUCAUAUGCCAAGGUUCUGCACCCUCCUUCAACUUAACAAAUCUGCCCAGGAACUGGCAACACAUAUCGGAGAAGUGGUCAUCAACAAAUGCUUCUGCACCCGUAGAAACCCCAUCAGCAUAUCCGCAGCUGCUAUCUACCUAGCAUGUCAGCUUGAAGACAAACGAAAGACGCAAGCAGAGAUUUGCAAAAUAACCGGAUUAACCGAGGUAACCCUUCGCAAAGUCUAUAAGGAACUUCUUGAGAACUGGGACGACCUUCUCCCAUCUAACUACACACCAGCCGUCCCACCAGAGAAAGCGUUCCCCACAACCACAAUCUCUACAACCCGUUCAACAACUCCUAGAGCCGUAGAUCCACCUGAACCGAGUUUAGCGGACAGAGACAAGCCAUCGGUUAAACCCAUUGAAACUUCUGAUCAUGCUCACCAACAACAAGAACAACCCAAAGGCAAAGAAGAUAAGCAUCCGAAAUUCAGACAGCCUUGGCUGUUUGGAACCGCCAGUGUGAUGAACCCAGGGGAGAUGAUAAGCGAGCCGGCGAAAUCACCUAAUGCUCUGGACUUUGAUAAGCAGCAGCUCAGUGAUAAGGAGACACUGCCUACAUAUCUCAGACAACAUAACCAGUUCUCUUCAAGUUCAUCUCCAUCUUCAAGUAUCAGCACAAUCAACUGGUCGUUCAGACCUUCUGGUGGCAACGGGUCCUCAAGCAACUUGCCUGUUGUUCAUCCGCCCAAGCUGCCUCCGGGUUAUGCUGAGAUCAGAGGUAGUGGAUCUCAAUCAGGAAACAAGAAUGCUAAUAACCCCCAUGGAGAUUAGUCAUCAGUGUGAUGAUGGUGACACUCUUCACUUGGAUUUGAAGUUAUUACAUAAACCAAUGCACGAACUCUUGUCUUUGUUCGUAUGCAUCUUGGCUGUACAAUUUCAUAGUCGUUGCUCUCUGGUCUUGUAAACAAUCAGUGGCACACUGGCACUGCAUGAGGAAGAGUACAAGUACAAAGUUAUGCUGCAUAAACCUUUUGUGUCUGAUGGA
Messenger RNA from Brassica oleracea var. oleracea, 1822 nucleotides. Its product is annotated as transcription initiation factor IIB. Gene Ontology annotation, cellular component: nucleus; transcription preinitiation complex. Gene Ontology annotation, biological process: transcription preinitiation complex assembly; DNA-templated transcription initiation. Bases 100 to 1608 code for a protein of 502 amino acids. The transcript has 3 exons. Gene Ontology annotation, molecular function: TBP-class protein binding. The record is from RefSeq and is a predicted model, not a curated record. Lineage: Eukaryota; Viridiplantae; Streptophyta; Magnoliopsida; Brassicales; Brassicaceae.